AUGGAGGUCCUUGGCUUGCUACUGCUCCUUCUGACUCAAUCAACAUCCGCCCUUCGCUACGACCAACAAUUUUCUCAGUGGAAUCUCAACGAGAACAAAACUGCAAACGAUGUUCUUGACUAUUGUGGCAAAUGGCCAGAACAUACCUAUCAACCUUCUCCUUCCAAUUGGCGAUUUCCCUUCUAUACGCUUUUUCUUGAUCGAUUCGUCGAUGGAGACCCCGAAAACAACGAUAUCAAUGGCACCAUGUUCGAAACUGACACAUUUUCGAAUCAGUAUCGCUUUGGAGGUGACUUGGACGGGUUGACAGAGACACUUGACUACAUACAAGGCACUGGUAUCAAAGGAAUUUACAUCGCCGGUACUCCCUUUGCCAACUUUCCUUGGAAGUCAGAUAGCUAUUCGCCACUGGAUUAUAGCUUAUUGGACAGACACUACGGCACCAUUCAGCAAUGGAGAUCUACCAUCGACGAGAUCCAUAGGCGAGGAAUGUAUGUGAUGGCUGAUAGUACAUACGGCACUAUGGCAGACUUGCUCGGAUUUCAGGGAUACCUGAACAGUACCGCGCCUUUGAACCCACUCGAAUACAAACAAGUUUGGAAGGGGAAUGAGAGGUACUUCGACUUCACGCCGAGUGAUCAGUAUAGCAAGGAAUGCAACUAUCCCACUUUCUACACAGAAGAGGGAUGGCCCGUUCUGAACGGCUCCGAUGCAUUCUUCGAUGACCUCAAAGGUUGCUACAACAGCGAAUUUGAUCAGUAUGGCGCCAUAGAUUCGAUCGAUCUCGCACCCGAUUGGAAAAAAUCCCUCGCCAAAGCCGGUUUGGUUCAGGAUCGACUUCGUGAAUGGGUCCCAUCCGUACGGGAAAAAAUCGAGCACUUCACCUGCAUGUUGAUAACAUCACUGGACAUCGAUGCGCUUCGGAUUGACAAAGCGGGGCAGAUAAGUGUUGACGCUCUUGCGAGUUCCUCUCGAGCGAUUCGUGAAUGUGCCUCUCGCCUGGGCAAGGACAAUUUUCUAUUGAGUGGCGAGUUUACAGCCAGCAAUUCAUAUGCGUCGAUUUAUCUCGGUCGCGGGCGUGAGCCAGAUAUGAGACCACAGAAUCAGACCCAAGCUAUUUCUCUCACCAACGCCUCGAGCGAUCAAUACUUUAUUCGAGAGCCUGAUGGGCAUGCAAUGGAUGGUGCUGUAUUUCACUACAGCAUCUACCGAGCUCUUAGCAGAUUUUUGGGCUUGGAUGGUAAUUAUACGGCACCGGGAGACAUAAGCGUUAAUUUUGUGGACGCCUGGAACGACAUCCUCCUAUCCAAUGACCUUAUCAACAAGAAUACUGGCAAGUUUGACCCGCGACACAUGAUGGGCACGACCAAUCAGGAUACAUUCCGUUGGCCAUCUAUCAGGCAAGGAACAUCCAAGUUGUUGUUGGGGCAAUUUAUAACAUCCCUUCAUCUACCUGGAAUUCCCGUACUGCUAUGGGGUGAGGAGCAAAACCUCUAUCUCAUCGACAGUACCAGCCCUCUUGGCCUGUUUGGCCGACAACCGAUGACUUCUUCACCCUCUUGGCAGGCUCAAGGAUGUUAUGGACUGGGUUCAAGUGACUAUAAUGAGCUUCCAAUUGAAUCUGCAUUGGCCGGAUGUUACGACAAUGAAGUUGGUCUCGAUCACCGGGAUCCCACCCAUCCUGUGCGCAAUAUCAUCAAAUCGUUCUACUAUCUUCGUGAGAACUUUCCUUCAUUGAAGGAUGGCUUUUAUUUAGAGAGCUUGUCCAAAAUUACCAACAAUGUGACCUUACCAGGGUCCAACGGGACAGUCACAGAGCUUGGACUCUGGGGCGCUGUUCGCGAUCUAUAUCCGGGCGUGAAUGAUCUCAAUCCUACAAAUCAGACCGCAAUUUGGCUGGUUUAUCACAACGAAAACAGCUCCGUGAAAUACGAUUUUGACUGCAGCUCCGCCUUUGACGGUUUUCUGGCACCAUUCAGUGCCGGAGUUACAGUCAGGAAUUUGCUGGCGCCUUACGACGAGAUUGUAUUACAAUCUAGUCAGGUCAAAUUGGGGAUUCACGGAUCAACAGAUUACAAUGGGUGUUUAGGUCCAAGUACCUUCCAGGCCUUCGACUUCCGCGCCUAUGUCCCAUCAUCAGAAUGGAUUGCCCCUCCCGUGGUUAUGACAAAGUUUCUUCCCGGAUAUGACGCUCGAAUUGAAUCGAACGGUACUAUCGACGAAGGAGAGAGCGUUGAUAUAGAGCUCCGAUUCUCCGAAAAACUGGAUUGCAACACCAUCAUCAACAGUAUAACCAUAGCAUCCACAUCUCAGAGUGAAAUCAUCCCCAAAAUCGAUCCUGGGAGUGUGUCUUGCGCGAUGAUUCAAGCUGAGCAGAUCGAGUACCCAGGUCAGAUUUCCUCCACAUGGUCUUGGAAGGCUACAUUGGAUAAUGUGACUCAUGGGAUUCAUACUUUGGCUGUCAAGAAUGCAUCUACUGCAACAAAGUCCAGAUACACAAACUCCGUUGAUCAUUUGAUGUUUCGCAUUGGAUCUACAGACAACCCAGUGGUAUUUCCAAUGCUCGCGACCUAUACAGAGACUGGUCUUGCCGAGCUGACAGAUGCGGAUGGCUUUCUCGUCGAGCAUACAGCCGCCGGUGCAGAUAAAUGGCGAUACUCUACCAAUUGGGCUAGCUCUUGGAGCCCCUGGGAAGUCUAUGAUGGAACUCCAAGCCAGAUCAAAAAUCUGCCAUGGUCGGGUACUAAGCAACAGGAAUGGGAAGGAGGCCAUGUCAUUUUGCAGUACUGGAGCAAGAUGGCCGGAAGCAGCCAACAUGUUCAGCACAUGGAUUUGGGAGGCGAAAGCAAGUCUCCAAGGCGAUUCCCCCACCUCUUUGCCUUUGGAGAUUUCAAUAAAUUUGGCCAAGAUAUUGGACUGAGGAGCUCCUUCUCUCUCGAUGAUGUAACAAAAACUUGGAAAUUCCACCUUUCUGCAGAAUGGCCAUCCAAAUUCCAGGUGAACGUUUGGGGAAUCAAUCCAGACAAGAAGCUCGAUGGAACUUUCCUGCUCGGGGAUACUUUGAACAGCAGUCACUUAAAUCGCCUCCAGCCGGACUCGCUUUCUGUCAGUGACAACGUCGUUGACUUCCUCGAAUUUCCACCUGCACCAUACAUGGCCUAUCAAAUGGAGCUGAGCGACGGAAACAUGGGAUUUGAGCUUGUUCCAGUUGGACAAAGGUUGCACCAGCAAAUACUGUAUCUCGUGCUGUGGGUUGUACCAGUUUUGACUGGUGUGUUCAGCAUCUGGAUAUACAUGGGCGCCUUCUACCACAUCACUUUCAACCGCACGGGCGUCAGUAAGAGUCUUCAAUUUAGCUUUUUGCCAGCUUUUCUCCGCCCAGCUCAAGCUUUCAACAAAAUCGACGAAAGUGACAACGAAGAGAAUCAAGAGAUCACAAUGAUGGAAGUGGGAAGAGUCAAUGCUCUCGGGGUUCUCCCUUUAGCCGCAACAUCAAUUCCGAAACCUAAGCGAACGGUCUUGUUGGCCACUUUGGAGUAUGAUAUUGAAGAUUGGAGCAUCAAAAUCAAGAUUGGUGGACUCGGAGUUAUGGCGCAAUUGAUGGGGAAGAACCUUCCGCACCAUGACAUCGUAUGGGUGGUACUGUGUGUUGGUGGAGUUGACUAUCCAACGGAUACACCGGCCGAACCUAUGUCCAUUGCCAUCGCUGGCACUGUUUACGAAGUUCAAGUCCAAUACCACAAGCUACGCAACAUCACUUAUGUGCUUCUUGAUGCUCCUAUCUUCCGCCAACAGACCAAAUCAGAGCCAUAUCCACCACGAAUGGAUGAUCUCCGAAGUGCAAUUUACUACAGUGCGUGGAAUAACUGCAUUGCCGAAACGUCCAAGCGCUUUCCGAUCGACAUCUACCAUAUCAACGACUAUCACGGCGCUAUAGCACCACUGUAUCUUCUUCCACGUACUAUUCCUUGUUGUUUGUCCCUCCACAAUGCCGAAUUCCAGGGACUCUGGCCUUUGCGUGAUCAAAAAGAGCUGGAUGAAAUUAGUGAGGUGUUCAACCUCAAAGUCCAGGUCAUCCGGAAGUAUGUGCAAUUUGGCGAAGUCUUCAACCUCCUUCAUGCGGGUGCGAGCUAUCUCCGAGUUCAUCAGCGCGGCUUUGGUGCAGUUGGUGUGUCUAACAAAUAUGGUGAUCGCUCUUACGCACGAUAUCCGAUCUUCUGGGGCCUCAAGGAGAUCGGCAAACUCCCAAACCCUGAUCCCUCUGAUACCGAGCCCUGGGAUCCUGAAGCGGAAUCUCGUCAGGUUAUCCAGGUUGAUCCGGCUUAUGAAAAGGGUCGAGGAAAUGACCGUUGCCAAGCACAAAAAUGGGCAGGGUUGAAAGUAGACCCAAAUGCCGAACUGUUCGUCUUUGUUGGUCGGUGGUCAGUUCAAAAGGGUGUCGACCUUAUUGCGGAUGUCUUCCCGGCAAUCUUGGAAAAACAUUCCAAUGUGCAGCUGAUCUGUGUUGGGCCAGUUAUUGAUAUGUAUGGUAAAUUUGCUGCUCUGAAACUGCAGGAAAUGAUGACCAUCUACCCCGGUCGGGUCUUCUCCAAGCCCGAGUUCACCGCUUUGCCGCCUUUUAUCUUCACAGGCGCUGAAUUUGCUCUCAUACCGUCGCGCGAUGAGCCCUUUGGCCUCGUGGCAGUUGAGUUCGGGAGAAAGGGCGCUCUUGGAGUCGGGGCUUUGGUUGGUGGACUUGGCCAGAUGCCGGGCUGGUGGUUCCCUGUCGAGUCCAUGACAGUGAAGCAUCUCCAAAAGCAGUUCAAAGCUUCAAUCGAGAGCGCGAUCAGUUCUAAGCAGGCCGACCGCGCAAUGAUGAGGGCAAACUCUGCCAAACAACGCUUCCCAGUGGCUCGAUGGGUAGAGGACCUCGACUACCUGCAAAUGCGAUCAAUCCGUAUGCAUGAAGAUCAGAAUGACCCCUCCCGGAAGCCUCGUGGCCCCUCGCACUCGCGCGAUUUCAGUCAGACAUCACUAGUCAUGAUGCAAACUCCAAAUCUGAAUAUCGAUGAAAUGAAUCCCAUCCCUAGGUCUUCUGGCUCAGAGUUCCCUGCUGUUGUCCCAACCCGGACUCUUUCUUUGGGUGUCCGGUCUGGUCCUGGUCACCAGCCAAGAACAACUGUUUUGCAUGAAGGUACCGCGCUCACACCUAGGUUAGAGGAGAUUGCAGACCCAGAUGAGCAAGCCCUGUCGACGGAAGAGGCAGAAGCCAUUCUCAAUCUCAACCGUGACUCUUCUGAGGAUUUGGGGCAGGAUCGACGAGGUCGCUCUAUUUCUGGCAUUUCAUCAAGCUCUACAGGUCUGUCCGGUCUAGGAAUAAGCCGGGCCUACUCUCCAGCGCAAAGGGGCCGACUCAGGUCAACUUCGGUCUUAAGCCUGGACCAGAUCAGAAGCACGCGCCAGAACUUCUCGUUGGAGAACGCAGAUCCUACGUUCAAAGACGAAACUGGAAAGUACUCACGCUAUUACCAGGGUCUGUUGCAGCGGUUGACUGGCAAAAACUCCGAAAGUGACUUGUGCAUUGAAGAUUUCAUCGUGCAAAGUGAAAAAGAAUGGUCGGAUAAUAUGCGCGAAGUCAGACUGGGUCGCGGAUCACGCAGCCCGUCGCCUAUGCCCUCGCCCAUGCCCUCACCAUCGCUUGGAGCUGAAAGAUUACACUCUUCCAGUAGCAACGCGGAUGAUGACCUCGAAGGCAAUGAAUCCGGCUGGGAAGACGCUUCAGCAGCACAAGAGAUGCUGCUACCUGCAAGUUUCCAACGGCCGCCUGCAAUUCAACGUUGGCUAUCAACCCGCAUCAUGGAUUGGCCAAUCUAUUCAAUUCUCUUGGCCCUGGGUCAGGUAAUGGCUGCCAAUUCGUCUCAGAUAACACUACUCACCUCAGGAUCGGGCAGCGGUCCCACCGCUCUCUACGUUCUAGGAAGUAUUUACGUCGUCACAAGCUGCGGUUGGUGGUUUGCAUUCAGGCGCAUCCCAUCUGUCUACAUUCUCUCUCUUCCCUUUAUCCUCUAUGGCCUGGCAUUUUUAAUCAUUGGUGUUGGCAGUUUCAGCCCCAAUGUUUCCGGUCAAACUUGGGCAUACAAUAUUGCCGCCGCAUGUUAUAUCAUUAGCUCUUCCAGUGGAUAUCUAUUCUUUUCGCUGAACUUUGGGGAUGACGGGGGUUCAAAAAUUGAAUCCUGGGUUUAUCGCGCAUGUCUUAUCCAGGGUACACAAAAUGUAUAUGUCGCCGCACUCUUCUUCUGGGGCUCUGAACUCUCAUCGCAAGGCCGCCGCGGAGCUUUCGCAUCGCCGAGUGUUGCGGCGGGUGUAACGAUUCCUAUAGCCGUUCUGCUGUUCACCAUAGCAGCAGCGCUGUAUACCGGUCUGCCAAAAUACUACCGCCAAACCCCGGGCAAGAUCCCGGCCUUCUACAAGAGUAUUUUCCGACGAAAGAUUAUCAUCUGGUUCUCAAUAUCAGUUGUGCUUCAAAACUACUUCCUCAGCAUGCCCUACCAACGCAACUGGGCGUACCUCUGGGGCUCCAAAUACGCGCCUGGCUGGAUGGUGUUGUUACUUGCGUUGGCAUUUUUCAUCGGCAUCUGGUAUGCGCUUCUAGCACUGCUGGCUUGGAGGUCCAAGACCCACUCGUGGAUACUGCCAAUUUUCGCGAUCGGACUUGGGGCGCCCAGAUGGGCACAGAUGCUCUGGGGUACGUCUGGUAUUGGGUUAUGGGUGCCAUGGAUUGCGGGUGGUCCACAGGGCAGUGCCCUAGGCGGCCGGAUACUCUGGCUAUGGCUGGGUGUUUUGGAUUCCGUUCAAGGGGUUGGAUUCGGCAUGAUGCUGUUGCAGACACUUACACGGAUUCAUAUUGCUGCGGCACUGUGUGGCGCUCAGUUGAUUGGCACGCUGACGACUUUGGUUGCUAGUGCCAGUGCACCAGAUCGGAAUGGUCCAGGUGAUGUUUUCCCUGACUUUUCGGCGGGUAUAAUGGCGGGGAUUUCGAAGCCUUGGUUUUGGAUUGCGUUGGGCUCCCAGUUGGCAAUUCCUAUUGGAUUUUUCAUGUUCUUCCGCAAGGAGCAAUUGACGAAGCCUUGA
This is a messenger RNA of Penicillium verhagenii, 7110 nucleotides long. RefSeq lists its product as uncharacterized. The record is from RefSeq and is a predicted model, not a curated record. The transcript has 6 exons. Gene Ontology annotation, cellular component: fungal-type cell wall. Lineage: Eukaryota; Fungi; Ascomycota; Eurotiomycetes; Eurotiales; Aspergillaceae. Gene Ontology annotation, molecular function: alpha-1,3-glucan synthase activity. Gene Ontology annotation, biological process: fungal-type cell wall (1->3)-alpha-glucan biosynthetic process. The coding region runs from base 1 to 7110 and encodes 2369 amino acids.